GUCAUGUGCUACCCAUAAAAACAUCCGGAUUCAAAGUUGCCGCGUACGGAACGGAAAAAAAAACAUACAAAGUGGCAGUUUUGUCACUUUUUAACGGUUGAAGUCGUUAAAAUAUACUUUUACUAUAAAGAUGUUUAGCUACAUGGAUAUGUAAAGGCGCAGCUUUCGGGUUAGCUUCAUUAAAUGGAUUUGGGAGGCUCAAAGAAAAUGCGAUCCAGGGAGCUGCCACCUCUCCCACAGAGUCUGUGAUGGUUGGAAUCGUCUGACCUCUGCCCUUAAUAAUCCCUGUCGUGGCGUACGUAUGAGCACAGAUUUAGCCAAGGAUUUAACUGAGUCAGCCAAGAUGUUACGUGUAGCUUCACUCACUCUCCACUCUUCUCUGAUUCUUGAGGGGAAUGACCAGAAAGACCGUGCGAGGACAGCGAUCUCUUCCCACAAUGCCGAGCCAAGAGGCAACCGGAGAGGCACCGCCAGCGAAACACAAGAAGAAGAGGAGGGUGAGAAAUGAGACGAAUGGAGUCGAUGAUAUGGACGAUCAGGGGAUGGAGAUGGGCGGUUUUGGCAGCCGGAGAGCGUCAGAGGUCGGAGAGCAUCUUUCUUUUGAAGUCCCAUCGGAUGCACCACCGCAGAGGAGGAAGAAGAAAAAGAAAAGUGCUACGAUAGAUCUUGAAGAUGACCACACUGACCUGGUGAACGGAGACACCGCUGAUCAGACCACCGAUGGAGAGGAAGUGGUGAAAAAACCCAAAAAGAAAAAGAAGUUGAAAGCCGUUGAAUCACAGCUUCCUGAUGAGUUGGACGUAGAAGAGGAUGACAUCAUCACCGACUCCCCUCCUCCGAUCCCCCAGCAUUCCCUGUUCUCGGCCCCUCAGGGUCAGAGUCAGCCAGUGGGGAAAGUGUUUGUAGAGAGGAACAAGCGUUUCCAGGCUGCCGAGCGCUCCGACUGGAGGAAGACCAGUGACCAGACGGACAACAUGACCGACUUCCAGCACAUUCAGCCACUCUGGACCACCAGGGACGUUUCUGUCAAAGUGCACGAAGGCUUUCGGUCGUUUGGCCUGUACUGUCACGGCUUCCUGGCAGGCUACGCCGUGUGGAACGUGGUGGUGGUGUACAUGUUGGCGGGGCAGCACCUCACCGCUCUGUCCAACCUGCUGGAGCAGUACCACUACCUGGCUUACCCGUCACAGUCGCUUCUCUACAUGCUGCUGGCCAUCAGCACCGUGGCUGCUUUUGACAGAGUGAACCUAGCUAAAGGCUCCAUGGCUCUGCGGGAGUUCCUGACACUGGACCCAGUCGCUCUCGCCUCUUUCUUGUAUUUCUCAGCGCUGGUCCUCUCUCUGAGCCAGCAGAUGACCAGCGAUCGAAUCAACCUGUACCCAACUGUCAACGGGACGUUAUGGCCACAAGGGUUGGAGCACCAGAUUCUCCACCCUUGGGUGACGGUCAACCUGGUGGUGGCUCUGCUGGUGGGGCUUGCCUGGAUCUGCAUCGCCACCCGACCUGAGACAGACUACACUGAAUGUUACCUACGGGCCAUGGAGAUUGAGCCUCCCAAACCAGAGGACAAAUCAGAAAUGACGGCCUGAGAAGACGCACGCCGUGCAGCUUUGCUGUUGUUUUGCACAUGUUUUUUGUUUUUGUUUUUUUUUUUCAUUUUAGCAGUGAACUCUGCAUGUACUGAUAUUUAUUUUUGUAUUUUUUAAAUGCAAACGUGCUGUUCUCUUUUCGAAUACAGUUUUAUUCAACUAA
Messenger RNA from Acanthopagrus latus (yellowfin seabream), 1752 nucleotides. Its product is annotated as transmembrane protein 237A-like. The record is from RefSeq and is a predicted model, not a curated record. Gene Ontology annotation, cellular component: ciliary transition zone. Bases 396 to 1589 code for a protein of 397 amino acids. Lineage: Eukaryota; Metazoa; Chordata; Actinopteri; Spariformes; Sparidae. The transcript has 15 exons. Gene Ontology annotation, biological process: cilium assembly.